AUGAACGCAUUAUCAUAUAUAUCAGGGCAUUUAACCCCAACUGGUCUGGUACCCCCAACCAAUCCUCCUCUAAAAGAGAAAAAUCAUAGCAUUACAACACCAACAGCCAUAAAAUCGGAUACUAAUAUUCAAGAACAGAUACCGUCUAAAAUUACUACUUUAGACCAAGAUAACCAACAUGCAUUAGAAGACAUUACCACCAGACAUACAUAUAAUAAAAACAAAGAAAAUUGUCAGAAGAAAAUUGAAAACGAAUCGAUAGAUGAAUCGAAGCAAAAAAUCAAAGGCAUAUCACUAAUGAAAUGUUUAAUAAACUCGCAAAUGAUUCAAUUCAUUUGGAUGCUAAUAACAUUCCUACCUACUUAUCUAAUUGUAAAGCCCUUACUUCUUCUGUGGGUUUUUGUUUCAUUACCAUUAACGUUAAUAGAACAUGGGAUCAAACUACGAAAUCGUCCUAUCAUGAAACUUACUACUAUAGCAUCUGAAAAUAAAGUUCUAGAGCCCAUAGCAGAAGAAGAUUUGGCUAGUGGUGAUGAAUUUAUAUUUCAACGAGACACAAUUAAGGGAACAUUCAUUAAAUCAAAUAGUAAACAGAGUAGUACAACUUCUAGCAAACUUCGGUAUAGUACGCCCAAUAGACAUGAGAGGUCGGAGUUAUUAUCUGAUACUACUAGUAUAACUAGUAACGUUAUGUUUGGAUCAAAAAAAAUGGGACGAUUUCUAUUCCCUAAAAAAUUAAUCCCCAAAUCAAUUAAAUAUAGCGGUCACAAGAAAACACUAGUAAUCGAUCUGGAUGAAACACUAAUUCAUUCUGUCUCACGAGGAACAACUCAUGUUAAUUCGUCGCAAGGUCAUAUUAUUGAAGUGAAAUUUUCAAUAUCUGGUAUAUCCACCCUUUAUUUUGUGCAUAAGAGGCCGUAUUGCGAUCUCUUCCUAACCAAAGUAAGUGAAUGGUACAAUAUUGUAAUUUUCACAGCAUCUAUGAAAGAGUAUGCAGAUCCUGUUAUUGAUUGGUUAGAAACAUCAUUAUCAGGGUCUUUUUCAAAAAGAUUAUACAGAAAUGAUUGCACUUUGAGAGAUGGUGUUGGAUAUAUUAAGGAUUUGAGUAUUUUAACCAAGAUGCACCAUUCGUCGAAAUCAUUCAGUCAGGAAGUGGGACUUAGCGAGAUAAUCAUUAUUGAUAACAGUCCUGUCAGUUAUGCAAUGAAUGUUGAUAACGCAAUUCAAGUCGAAGGUUGGAUCAAUGAUCAAUCUGAUACAGAUUUAUUGAAUUUAAUUCCGUUAUUGGAGUCCUUACGAUACACAACAGAUGUUCGAAAUAUUCUCUCAUUGAAAAAUGGGGAAAAAUCGUUCAGGUCAAGCUAA
Molecule: messenger RNA, 1365 nt
Organism: Maudiozyma barnettii
Lineage: Eukaryota; Fungi; Ascomycota; Saccharomycetes; Saccharomycetales; Saccharomycetaceae
Gene: NEM1
Product: Nem1-Spo7 phosphatase catalytic subunit NEM1
Exons: 1
Coding region: 1-1365 (454 amino acids)
Molecular function (GO): protein serine/threonine phosphatase activity
Source: RefSeq, a predicted model, not a curated record